AUGAAUGCUAGUGGUCCAGGAUAUCCAUUAGCUUCUCUCUAUGUGGGCGACUUGCAUCCAGAUGUGACUGAAGCCAUGUUAUAUGAGAAGUUCUCACCUGCUGGACCCAUCAUGUCCAUCAGAGUUUGUCGAGAUGUUGCCACACGACGAUCUCUAGGUUAUGCAUACAUAAAUUUUCAACAGCCUGCUGAUGCUGAACGGGCCUUGGACACCAUGAAUUUUGAAGUCAUAAAAGGUCGGCCCAUUCGUAUCAUGUGGUCUCAGCGAGAUCCAGGACUCAGGAAAUCAGGUGUUGGGAACAUCUUCAUCAAAAAUCUGGAUGAUUCCAUUGAUAACAAAGCCUUAUAUGAUACAUUCUCGGCUUUUGGAAAUAUUCUUUCUUGCAAAGUUGUUUGUGAUGAGAAUGGAUCUAGGGGUUAUGGCUUUGUCCAUUUUGAGACUCAUGAGGCAGCAAACAGAGCAAUUGAUACAAUGAAUGGAAUGCUGCUAAAUGAUCGGAAGGUAUUUGUUGGCCACUUUAAGUCCCGCCGAGAACGUGAAGCGGAAUAUGGAGCCAAAGCAAUGGAAUUCACUAAUGUCUAUAUCAAGAACUUUGGAGAUGACAUGACUGAUGAGAGGCUGCAAGAAAUAUUCUCAAAAUUUGGAAAGACCUUGAGUGUCAAGGUCAUGAUGGAUAAUACAGGCCACUCAAAAGGGUUUGGUUUUGUCAAUUUUGAGAAGCAUCAAGAUGCUCAGAAGGCUGUUGAGCACAUGGAUGGGAGGGAGAUCAAUGGCCGAACAGUGUUCGUUGGCAGAGCUCAAAAGAGGAUUGAGCGACAAAGUGAGCUGAAGCGUAAAUUUGAACAAAUCAAGCAGGAAAGAAUGAGCCGAUAUCAGGGAGUGAACUUGUAUGUAAAGAACUUGGACGAUGGGAUUGAUGAUGAGCAGUUGAGGAAAGAAUUCUCACCCUACGGAACCAUCACAAGUGCCAAGGUGAUGACAGAGGGCGGACACAGCAAAGGUUUUGGGUUUGUAUGUUUUUCUUCCCCAGAAGAAGCAACAAAGGCUGUGACUGAGAUGAAUGGGCGCAUCGUCAGCACUAAGCCUUUGUAUGUUGCCCUUGCCCAACGGAAGGAGGAGAGAAAAGCCAUUCUCACCAACCAAUACAUGCAGAGACUGGCUACCAUGAGGGCCUUGCCUGGUCCACUCCUAUGUUCUUUCCAGCCUCCUGCAGGCUACUUCCUGCCCUCUAUUCCACAGCCACAGACUAGAACAACUUUCUACAGUCCUAGUCCAGUUGCCCCAGUCCGGCCUGCCCCACGCUGGAAUACUCAAUCCUCCAGACCUCCUUCAUCCUAUCAUGCAGCCACUCCAAUGGUAAGAACUAGUGGACCUCCUCGGCGCCUCCUCUCCAACAUCAGCACUAUGAGACAAGCCUCCACUCAAGUUCCCAGAGUACCAUCCACUGGCCAGAGAGUGGCCAACAUUGGAACCCAGACUAUUGGUGCAAGGGCACCCUCUUCUCCAACUUUCUCACGUGGUAUCUCGCAGUACAAGUAUUCUUCAGCUGUGAGGAAUGUCCAGCCCUUGGGCACAGUAACACCUCUGCCAAUGCAACAGGCUGUAGAACCAGUCAUUCAUAUCCAUGGACAGGAGCCAUUGACGACAUCCAUGUUGGCUGCAGCCCCUCCUCAAGAACAGAAACAAAUACUUGGUGAACGUCUCUAUCCUCUAAUUCAUGCAAGGCACCCCUCCCUGGCUGGAAAGAUUACAGGCAUGCUGUUGGAGAUAGAUAAUUCUGAUCUGCUACUUAUGCUGGAGUCACCAGAAUCCCUUCAGUCUAAGAUCGAGGAAGCAGUAGCUGUGCUUCAAGCCCAUCAGAUCUCUGAAGAUAGCAAUAGAAGGAUACCAGUAAUCACUGCAACUCACGCAGGGGUGAUAUUAUAUGGGGGUAGUGAGGUGCAUCCAUAAUUAUCCAUGCUGCUGAAUUCCAUCAGCUAUAGCUUCUGAGUAGUCUUCAAGGGCAGCCCAUGUAGAGCAUGUUGUAUUAAUCCAGGUGAGAGUGACUGUGAGCAGAGCCUCCUGAUCCAGGAGCUGGUUUGGAGGGAUACCUUGACCAACUUGCCAGCCGAGGGAGACCCAAAAAGCAAAUGGGGUUUUGUGGAGAUGCAAGAUAAUGUUCCCUUUAGUUUGAAGAGCCCUGGGUCUUUUGGUCUAUGGCAUCCAACAUACUGCGAUAAGCCAGACUCACUAUAAACUUUGAUUUUCAUGACAUGUAUGGGGGUAUCAUUCACAUUACUGGAGCUACAUUUUAUAUUACCAUUUGGGCCUAUGCUUGCACUUAGUUUGGGGAUGCAUGGAAUCCCUCUCCAGUUGGCCAAAUUACUCCAAAAGAAGGGGCCUGUAGAACUCUGUAGUUCCAGCCACCAUGGCCAAUGAUCAGGGAUCCUAAAAGUUGCAAUUCAGGAUGUUCUGCAGAUUUACAGCAUCCACACUCAUGAUGCUGCUACCCUUAGCUAAAUCCUAUCAACAGCCCA
Messenger RNA from Python bivittatus (Burmese python), 2516 nucleotides. NCBI's taxonomy places the organism in Eukaryota, Metazoa, Chordata, Lepidosauria, Squamata, Pythonidae. The record is from RefSeq and is a predicted model, not a curated record.